AUGGGCUUGACGCGUAACCUGGAAGUGGUACUUGUAGACUCCGAUUCGGAUGCGGAGCUCGGCCGGAUUUCCAAGCGGCAAAAAGCAGAGCCACAAGAGGGCACCAUCGCGCCGUUUACGAAGGCCUUCAUGCGAGACUCAGACACGGACCUGGUGUCCAGCUCGGACCACCAGGCUAACCAAACGGGCGAAAAUGCUACGGAGACUGCCUCUCAAGACUUUGAUGUACCACUGACGUCGUCGCUGUCGGCGCCAAGUGUUGAUUCGUCUGAUUUGGACGAAAUUGACGAGGAUGAUGGCAAAAGCGAUGCCGAUGCCCCACCGCUGUCCAUGAAACAAACCAUCUACGAAACACGCAAGUUUUUGAAACUGCGAGGAGUUAUGGAGUUCCUUGAGACUUUCCUCCCGCCCACGGCGACCAGCGAAAACAUCAUGGACCUCAUUAUCAAGUUGGGCUUCGUGCCUCGCAACAUCCCCCCAGUAACCGAGGGAGAAAACUUGUUGCAACUUAUCAAACUAUUGCACUUGGCAAUGAAACGUGUUCGCCAGUUGCGUUCGCGUUUAGAAAAUUUCUACACGGUUGAACAUGUAUUGGACAAGCUCCGUACUGCAAAAAAGAUCCUAGUUAUCACGGGCGCUGGAAUUUCCACGAGUCUCGGGAUCCCCGACUUCCGUUCUUCCAAGGGCUUCUACUCACGGCUUUCCAACUUGGGUCUUUCAGACCCUCAGGAAGUGUUCGAUUUGGACAUUUUUCGCACCGACCCAUCCAUCUUUUAUUCCAUUGCGUACAUGAUUCUACCACCAGAUAAUGUAUACGCGCCUCUUCAUCGAUUCAUUAAGCUUCUUCAGGACAAGAACAAACUUUUGCGCAAUUACACUCAAAACAUCGACAACUUGGAGGCGAAUGCAGGCAUUCUGCAAGAUAAAAUGAUUCAGUGCCAUGGCUCUUUCGCGUUUUCCACUUGCGUCACCUGUGGCUAUCAAGUUCCCGGUGAGACAUUGUAUCCUCUCAUGCGCAAGAAGGAGAUUCCAUACUGUCCUAUGUGUGCGAAAAAGAGAAAGAAGCUCAUGGAUAACGACGACACGUAUAUUGAAGAGAGCUAUGGUGUGAUGAAGCCUAACAUUACAUUUUUCGGAGAAGCUCUCCCGCGUGUUUUCCACGAUAAUAUAAAUCGCGAUUUGGCCGAUUGCGACUUGGUGAUCAGCAUCGGUACGUCUCUUAAAGUGGCUCCUGUGGCAGAUAUAGUCGAUAAGGUUCGUCCUGAAGUACCACAAAUCUUGAUCAACAAGGACCCGAUUCAGCAUUGCAACUUUGAUGUUAGUUUACUUGGCUAUUGUGACGACGUUGUAAGUUACUUGUGUCAUCGGCUAGGAUCUGAGUGGGCUAUUGACCAUGCUGAUUACCCAAAAUUAGUGGGUCAAGACGGUCAGAAUUUGAAACUAGAGCAAGGAGAUGAUAAAGGAGUGUUUCACAUUCAUAAUCUACAGCGAGAAGCAGAAUUGGCUUCAAUGCCACCAGCAACGAUCGAGGAGCCUGACUUGGUGAUUUUGGAGCCCACUCUUAAUUAA
Clavispora lusitaniae ATCC 42720 is the source of this 1569-nucleotide messenger RNA. RefSeq names its product Sir2 family protein. Gene Ontology annotation, cellular component: nucleus. The record is from RefSeq and is a predicted model, not a curated record. Lineage: Eukaryota; Fungi; Ascomycota; Pichiomycetes; Serinales; Metschnikowiaceae. Gene Ontology annotation, molecular function: histone H4K16 deacetylase activity, NAD-dependent; NAD+ binding.